UCCAUCCAAUCCCCAAUCCAUUUUCAUUUGGUCUGAUUCUAAAUAAAAACAACUGUUUAGUAAAUACCUCAACCAAGAUUUCAAGUGUUUUUCUCUUAAUGUAUCAUCAGAAUUUAGGUUCUACAUAUAACUAAUUUCGUCAUGCCUAUUUAAUACUUACACAUUGGCUUUCCUUCGCACAAUUCGCAAGGUUAACUUCUCCGUAAAUGGAAUGGAACUUUGAAAACUACAACUAAUCAUGGAUUCAAUCAGAAGAUCAUGGAAACUACAGGAAUUCGUCGCCCACAAGGCGAAUGUCAACUGUUUGGCCAUGGGACACAAAUCCAAUCAAGUCCUAGCCACUGGAGGCGAUGACAAAAAAGUUAAUCUAUGGGCCAUUGGCAGGCAAAGCUGUUUGAUGAGUUUGAGUGGGCAUACAACACCAGUAGAGUGUGUGUGUUUCGGUCACUCCGAAGAUUUGGUCUGUGCUGGCUCGCAGACUGGAGCUCUGAAAAUAUGGGACUUGGAGGCAGCAAAACUACUCAGAACAUUUACUGGACACAAAGGAGCUAUCAAGUGUAUGGAUUUCCAUCCAUACGGGGAUUAUUUAACUACGGGAUCUUGUGACAAUAAUAUCAAACUGUGGGACACAAGGAAAAGAGGCUGUAUUGUGACAUAUUCCAGUCACAGACUUGCUGUAAACAGUUUGCAGUUUAGCCCAGAUGGACAAUGGAUUGCCUCAGCAUGUGAAGAUGGUAUUGUCAAAGUGUGGGAUGUAAGAGUGGGCAAGGUUCUGCAGGAAUUUAGAGAGCACACAGCAGCGGUGACUUGUGUAAAGUUUCACCCCCAUGAGUUCCUCCUGGCUAGCUGCGGUAUAGACAGGACUGUCAACUUCUGGGACAUGGAGAAAUUUCAAUUGGUAUCUAAGUUUGAAAAGGAGAACACUUCUAUUAGGUGUAUGGUGUUCAGCGAGGAUGGGACAACUCUUCUGGGGUGUGGUAAUGACGGUCUGCAUGUGAUUGGCUGGGAGCCAGCUCGAGUAUUUGACACUGUACAUGGCCACUGGGGCCAAAUACAUGACAUCACAGUUGCACAUACACAACUUAUUGCUGGAUCAUUCCAUUCAACAUAUGUGUGUUUGUCAGUGGUUGAUCUCAGUAAGGUCCAUCCAUUUGGAGGCUUGCCGCCAGUGACAUCACCUGUGGUACAAGAUUUGUCGCCCUUCCAAAAAGGACAGUCUGUCAGGAAAAGUUUCUCAAAGGAAAAACCAUCUAAAGAAGUGAUCCAUAAGUCAACGCCCCUGGAUGAGAAGACCGCGGAGGAGUCCACGUCCGGCACCGAGGCGGACGAGGAUGGCGCGGUCAUAUCCAACAUUCAUGACUACACAGAAAUCUUUCGGCCUUCCAGGGCAUUGAAUCGUACGCCACCACCAGCAACUAGUUUAUCCUCUGAAGACUACUCAUUGCCAGCCUCGGAGAGCAUGGGCGCGGGCGGCGCGGUCGGCGCGACGCUGAGCACGUCCCUGCGCGACCUGCUGCUGGACGAGCCGCCGCGCCCCGCGCCGCUGCCGUCGCCGCCGCAGCGACACCGCGCCGACUACUCGCGCAUACCCACCUCCACUACCGUCAAAGCGGACCCCUUCUCAAGGCCGGUGGAGAACAACGCUAAAGAGGAUAACACAUUCAUUGCGCCGCCAAAGCCUGCUUCCCGGGACUAUGUCAUGCCUCAGCCUCACGCCGCCAACUCGCUUAACCGACAUAACUCAUGUAAAGAAUCUAAAUCUACCGACAUGACAACUGGGAACCUAUUAAGGUCCAGCAAUAGUGAAAUGUCAUUAGUUGCACCGUCACUAGGACCACGGUCUCUUUCAUUUACCAGGACGUCUUCAGAAACAACAAGGCGACGAGUAGAUAAUAUAGUGAGGGAGACCGUGGUCGUGUCUCGGCCUACAGAUACGGAUGAGCCAGAGUUUGUGCCCUUCGCCACAGACAGACCCGUCGGGUUGGACCUUGACGAAUUUUUACCAAGAGCGCUGACGGUUGGCGGCGCGCGGCGCGGCGUGCGCGGCGGACCCGAGCCCAGCGAGCAGGAGGUGCUGGGCGUCAUGAUGCGCGGACACGACUCCAUGAUGGCCGUGCUCAGCGCCAGGCAGCGGGCGCUACAGAUAUUCCAUUCAGUUCGAGUCAACAAAAAUUUGAAAAUUGCCUUAGAAUCAGUAAUCGCUUUGGAGGAUACAUCAGUAAUUUUAGACAUUUUGAACGUCAUGGCGCAUAAACCGUCACUCUGGAAUUUAGACAUUUGCCUUUUAAUGCUUCCUAAAAUAUACGAAUUGCUGCAGAGCAAAUAUGAAUCGUACAUGCAAUGCGGCUGCAACGCCCUCCGACUGAUCGUGCGGAACUUCUCGUCGGUGGUGCGCGCCAACGUGUCGGCGCCGGUGCGCACGCUGGGCGUGGACAUCCCGCGCGAGGAGCGCUACGCCAAGUGCGCGCAGAUCCACCGCCUGCUGCUCGACGUGCGCGCCUUCCUGCUCAAGCGGCAGACGCUGCAGGGCCGGCUCGGCGCCGCCUUCCGCGACCUCCACACGCUCAUGCAGCAGGGGCUCGACUGACCGCCGCAAUCGCGACCAGGUUAUUAUAUUACAUACCACAGACGAGAGCUAUAUAGUACACGUAUACGGUUGAACAUAAUACUGUUUACAAACGGCCGCACCGGACCGAGACCUUGGCGCACGUUCGAUCGUGUGUAAGGUGAACCGCGGUACGUCCGUGAAGGACGCAGAAGUGAGAGCGAAAAAGAGAUAUUUUGACCGCACCAAGGUCGAGGUCCGGUACGCCGUCGCCCGUGUGUAAUAUAACGGCUUUAACAUGGAACGUAACUUUACUAUACUAGUCUUCUUAUGUCUAUACAUACAAUAAUGCAUUUUUAAUUAAGUAUUAAAUUGCAGUAUUUUGUAAAUCUUUCCGAAAAAUUUAUGCGAUCAAACAUUUUUUACGAUACUUACUGCCUUUUUGGUUUCCUGACUGGCAAAUAGACCUAAAUAUGUAUCAUUGUUUUUAUUUAAGAAGCCUAUAAAUAUGUAUAAUUUUAUAGAGAGAAUUCGUCGUACCUUCAUUGAAAUUAAAAAGUAUUAAAUUUGUCAUCAUUAAGCCCCAACCCAAGAAUUUAAAUUAAAACGGGCAUAAUUUUAGUCUAACUCAAAUUGUUUCUUAAAUUCCGUCUUUCUUUAGUUACAACGCCUAGGUAUUUAGUAUGAUAUUAUAAUUUAACAAAUUGCUCUUUAUUCUUUUUACUAUUAGUGGGUUGUUUUUAAAACGAACUCCAUUAUGAUUAUAAUAUGUAACAUUAACUAUGACCAUGACUAAAAAAACUCCUGAAUUUGUGCUGUCCUUAGAUCCAGAGACAGAGUAUAUUUUACAAAAUUUUAUAGGUAGUACUUACUUACGUACAUUGAAUUGUGUAAGGUUAUCUUUUAUUUAAACCUUGUCAGCUAAAUGUAAAAUAUGCCUUAGUCUGAUGGAUUAAUUUCAGUGAUUUUGAUGCUACCGUAUCAGGUUCCAGCUCAUUAGGAAUGACUCAAGGAUUAAUUAAUAGAUUGCCAAAGAAAAGUAAGCAGGGCCGGAUUUAGAGGUGUGGAGGCCCCCGGGCUGCAAAGGAGUGGAGGCCCCUUGGCCCCAAAUUAUUAUUCCUAUACUUUCCUAAGUCUAUUGUGGGGGCCCCUCUUUUGUGGAGGACCCUCUUUUGUGGAGGCCCGGUUGCCCUCCCCUAAAUCCAGCCCUAAAAGUAAGUCACCUUUUGGACCAAAAAUUGUUUGAUAUGAAAGACAUUACAGUGGUUGUUUAGUGUUGAUAAACCAAUUUGGAUUUUUUUUCUGAACUGGUUUGGUUUACAUCGGUGCUAGACAAACCAAGCAGUAGAGCCCAGCACCAACUAGGGGUUGUAUGGGUCUUGACAUGGAGGAAGAGGAAAAUGGAUAUGCGUGUUGAUUUAAUCCUUUUCCAGGCCAAAAAAUGCAAAUAUAUUCAAACCUUUGUUUCAUUUGAAGGCAAGUCACAUUUCCCGAAAGUCCAAUCUAAUUUGAGCCUAAAAUCAGAAGUGUGAUCGGAAUGCUAAAGCUUUUUUUAUUAUUAUUUGAAAUUCUAUUGGCGCGUUUGUGGUUGUUAAAUUGUACUAUGCCUGGAAAAGGGUUAAGGCUUUUACUUGUUAUACUGGUGGCUCUAGGCCUCCAGGUCCUUUGCUGACAUGGAAAAGAUACGGUGAACUGCCAUGCCAGAAUGUUUGUGGAAUAAUACUUUUACAUCCAUGUCCAAUUUUGUUUAGUUGAUGCAAUAGUUUAUCAUCUAAGUAUGUAGGGUAGUUGUACAGAGAAUUACACGUGCAUGUUUUAAUUUAAGUAAUUAGACAUCAACUGAUAAUUGAAUAGACUGAAUAAUCAUGUAAAAACUUAACAAAAUUAUUAUUUAACUUCCAAGAAUAAAUCAAAUGAAAUAAAUACCAUUUUCAAUAUC
Messenger RNA from Cydia strobilella, 4484 nucleotides. Its product is annotated as katanin p80 WD40 repeat-containing subunit B1. NCBI's taxonomy places the organism in Eukaryota, Metazoa, Arthropoda, Insecta, Lepidoptera, Tortricidae. Gene Ontology annotation, biological process: microtubule severing; microtubule depolymerization. The transcript is spliced from 16 exons. The record is from RefSeq and is a predicted model, not a curated record. The coding region runs from base 239 to 2587 and encodes 782 amino acids. Gene Ontology annotation, cellular component: katanin complex. Gene Ontology annotation, molecular function: microtubule binding.